This is a messenger RNA of Vombatus ursinus (common wombat), 1369 nucleotides long. RefSeq names its product calcium homeostasis modulator 1 (gene CALHM1). Bases 17 to 1042 code for a protein of 341 amino acids. Gene Ontology annotation, molecular function: monoatomic cation channel activity. The transcript has 2 exons. NCBI's taxonomy places the organism in Eukaryota, Metazoa, Chordata, Mammalia, Diprotodontia, Vombatidae. The record is from RefSeq and is a predicted model, not a curated record.
CCCGUGAAGCCGCACGAUGGAUAAGUUCCGGAUGAUAUUCCAGUUCCUGCAAUCUAACCAGGAGUCCUUCAUGAAUGGCAUCUGUGGGAUCAUGGCUCUGGCCAGUGCCCAGAUAUACUCAGCUUUUGACUUUAGCUGCCCCUGCCUGCCUGGGUACAACCUGGCAUACAGCGGGGGUAUCCUUCUGGUGCCCCCCUUGGUGCUCUUCCUGCUGGGACUGGUGAUGAACAACAAUGUCUCCAUGCUGGCUGAGGAGUGGAAGCGGCCCAUCGGCCAGCGGCGUAAGGACCCCGCUGUGCUACGGUAUAUGUUCUGUUCCAUGGCCCAGCGGGCGCUGAUUGCCCCUGUGGUCUGGGUGGCCGUCACCCUGCUGGAUGGCAAAUGCUUCCUGUGUGCCUUCUGUACGGCCGUGCCCGUGGCCACUCUGGGAAAUUCCAGUCAAGUCCCCAGCCUGGCCCAGCAGGAGACAGCCAGGCUGCUGGCUCGAAUCCCCUGCCAGGAGAUCUAUGAUGGCGAGUGGCUGAUUGCCCGAGAAGUGGCGGUCAGAUAUUUGCGCUGCAUCUCCCAGGCUUUGGGCUGGACCUUCGUGCUGUUGACCACACUCCUGGCAUUCAUCGUCCGGGCGGUUCGGCCCUGCUUCACCCAGGCCGCCUUCCUGAAGAGCAAGUACUGGUCCCACUACAUUGACAUUGAGCGCAAACUCUUUGAUGAGACCUGCACUGAACACGCCAAGGCCUUCGCCAAGGUCUGCAUCCAACAAUUCUUCGAAGCCAUGAACCACGACCUGACCUUGGGUCACUCCCAUCCAAAACCAACCAAGGCCUCCGCUGAAGGGGCGGAGGAGGAGCGGGGAAAGCUUCAUGGCAUUACUGACCAGGGUACCAUGAACCAGCUGCUCAAGAGCUGGCAUAAUUGUAAGCCCCCGCUACGGCUGGACCAGGAGGAGCCACUUCUGGAGAACGGGUGGGCAGGUGGGGUGCCUGGGCCUGGCCCAGCCCCUAUCCUGAGGAAGGAGGUGGCCACCUACUUCAGCAAAGUAUGAGGAAGCAAAACCUGGCACUCCGGCAACAAGCUACAGGUUUGCAAGCCACACGCCGGGUUCAGGGCUAGGUUUAUGAGAUGGAGCAGGCAUCUGCUUCAAGGUUCAGGACCACCUUGUUCCCAUCAGCCUCCCAUGCUGCCAACCAGAGAGGCCACUGGGUCUCUUGAGGUCAGCAUCAGCAAAGAUUUAAAAGCACUUUUCAUGAGCCAGGGAACCAUAUUGGGACUACUGCACAAUAAAGAGAAAAUAAGGAUCUUGGAACUGCUGCUGAUGGGCCCUAUUGGUCAAGGGCCCAUGAAGCCCAGGGAACUAGACUACCAGUCUGAA